AUGUGUUGUAACAAAGGAAAGCAUGUUCUCCCCCAAAUUGAGCCAACACCUACAGGAAUUGCUGAGCUUUUGAACUGUAGAACACGUGAUGGAAAGAAGUUUCUUGAAAACAUUCGAAGCUAUAAUAGUACAAUGAGCUUUACUUCUUUGGGAGCUAAAAUUGAUACCUCUGUUGGCAACAAUAUCAAUGGGGCAUACAACUUCCGGAUUCACGGAACAAUUUGUCAUAGAAUUGGAUCUAUUUUGCCAGUGACAGAAUCUGAUAUUGCUCACCCAAAAUUCGCUCAGAUCUAUAUUUAUGAUAGUGCUGCUCAGAUAGAUCAAAGACAGUACCAUUCCCCACAAUUGGAGAGAAGUGUUUUGGAGAAGAUUCAGUCCAUUCUUAUGGAAACAAAUCCAUUUGUACAUCUCUUCAGAACCAUGGAUCAAAUUUCUCGGGUGUUGUGA
Phycomyces blakesleeanus NRRL 1555(-) is the source of this 447-nucleotide messenger RNA. RefSeq lists its product as hypothetical. Lineage: Eukaryota; Fungi; Mucoromycota; Mucoromycetes; Mucorales; Phycomycetaceae. The coding region runs from base 1 to 447 and encodes 148 amino acids. The record is from RefSeq and is a predicted model, not a curated record. The transcript has a single exon.